CUGAUUUCUUCUAGUUCGUUUUCAAGUAUAUAAGCUACAAGUCUAAUGACCCCACGCUCCCAUAGUAAGCGCGUCAUUUACGCUCCUAAACUCAAAUUACUACUUUACCCCUCCUGGGAUAAAUAUCAUUGGCUAGUUGGCUCUUCUAAACCUCUCCGUUUUCUUGCUGGCACCACCGGGCAGCCGGGCAGCCACCGUCUCUCUUAAACCUCCGGCGAGUUCAGUAAUAGACGCUUGUACUGUUAGUUCUUCAAUAAUUCAUUUUACCCAGAAAUUUUUUUAUGUUAUCACACUAUCCUCCCAGAAAAAUGAUUUAUUUCCUUCACUUUCCGACAUUACUAUUCACUAUCUUCAUCUGUUCAUUGUUAUCGGUAGUUAAAUCCAAUGAAAUACCAGAAUCCUCCAUUUAUGAAGUGCUUAAGCUUCACGGGCUGCCAAUGGGCUUGCUUCCGAAAGGCGUAAAGAACUUCACCUUGGACAAUUCAGGAAACGUCAAGGUUCAUUUGGAUCAAGCCUGCACCGCCAAGUUUGAAAAUGAAAUGCACUAUCACAGCAAUGUUUCGGGCACCUUACGUUAUGGGCAGAUCGACGGGCUGUCCGGGAUUUCUGCUCAAGAUUUGUUCUUGUGGUUGCCGGUGAAGGAAAUCCGGGUUGAUAUUCCAAGUUCCGGUUUGAUAUACUUUGAUGUGGGUGUGGUUUCUAAGCAGUUUUCUUUGUCUUCAUUUGAGACUCCAAGGGAUUGUUUGGCUGUUCAUGUCCCGGAUCUUGAAGAUGGAAGACAUAUAGUGGAAACAGUUUCUAAGAUUAAAUCAGAGAAGCUUUGGUAUCAGCCUAAUCAGGACAAUAUUGCAAGGACAGCAUUGUAGAUUUUGUAUGGAUUUUCCUUGUAUGCAUACAAGUCUAGCUUAGCAUGCCUCUCUCUUUUCUAGUUUGUUUGCUCGCUCGGUCGGGGUUUGCUUGAGUUUGUGUUCGCGUUGGCGUUGUGAUAAUGUUGUGUAUUAUUAAUAGUAUUGUAUAUAAUUAAAAUACGACUAGUCUUGAUCGGAUGAAGAAUAAAAUUUUACACUCAUAUGUCACAUAUUUGAGAAUCUAAUUCUUGCUUUUGAAAAAAAGAAAACUGAAUUGUCAU
Olea europaea var. sylvestris is the source of this 1129-nucleotide messenger RNA. RefSeq lists its product as uncharacterized. The record is from RefSeq and is a predicted model, not a curated record. NCBI's taxonomy places the organism in Eukaryota, Viridiplantae, Streptophyta, Magnoliopsida, Lamiales, Oleaceae. The transcript is spliced from 2 exons. Bases 282 to 866 code for a protein of 194 amino acids.